ACUAAUCAAACCAUUUGAAAAAAGGUCCCUAUUGGGGCUGCUGUGUAUCAUUCAACAGAGGGGCACAUGACUACUUUACAACUCAUCCUUUUUAGAUGAUCAAUAACUUGUAGAGUCCUUUUUUCUCUUCAUUAUUUGGGACAUUCCUUCUUUACGAACGUUGCAAUUCCUUCUCUUCACAACUAUGUCCACACGAGCCCUUGUCACCACAUCUUUUGAGUCACCUUAUGUGUCUCUAGAUCUUCUUUCAUACUUGAAAUCUAGGCAGGUCACACCAUUCCAAAUUUUCAAUGAGGUUAUCAUGCCAGAUUUUCUCCACCAAAUGUCCGAGUUGAAACAGCUUGUUGAAGGCAGCAGCAGCAGUGGCAGCAGUGGCAGCGGCAGCAGCAGCACCGCCAACAAUGGCGAUGAUACCAUCGUUGAGGAGGACUCCUACCUGCAAAGGAUGUUUGAGGAAAUUCAGAAUGAUCUCAUCUACAUCAAAAAGGCCUGUGUGAAAUUUAAACAGUGGGAGGAAGAUCAAGUCAACGUUUCUAUGAAAGGUUUAGUUUUCCGGGCCUUGGAUGAUGCCUUUAAACAAAGAACAGGGUCACGAGAUCGUAGAGAAGAAACCAGUUAUAUUCGGGAUAAGCUAGUUAAAACUCACCACCUUGUCUCCAUGUUAAAGAAGUCUCUGCAUUCUUCUCCGCCACUCUCUUCAGGCAAUUUGAAAUCCCAGAGCCUACAACGUGCAAAACAUUCCAUGAUCCGUUGGGAAUUGAACCUUCAUGGUCGCUCAGUUUAUUUACCAACCAAAUUGCAAGAAAUAGAGGCGGAGAGUUCAACAUUCAAAGCAAUAGAGGCAGAGAGUUCAACAUUCAAAGAAAUAGAGGCGGUGUACAAUGGUCUAGAUGUCACAUUGAAGCUCUGUUUCCUCUGUUUCUCAGUGUUCCCUGAAAAUGCUGUCAUAAAGAAGAAGGUUUUAGUCCAUUGGUGGGUUGGUGAGGGGUUUAUAGACACUUUAGGUACAUCAGGCAAGACUGCUGAGGAUACUGCAAAUCAAUUCUUCAACGACUUCAUAGAAAAAGGCCUCAUCAAGCCGGUGUACAAAAAGCGCAGACCAAGUGCUGAUAGCUGCAGCAUGGAACCUUCUGUUCGUUAUGCUGCGAUCAAGCUUGCAAAGAGAGCUGGAUUCUUCAGUUUUGAUAGCAAUGGAAAUCCCACCGAAGAUUUUACUUGCUCUAGGAGGGCAUGCCUUGUAAAAACUGAAGAGGGGUCUUCUGUACACGAAUUGCCAUACCGAUUAGAACAGGAGAAGGUCCAAAGUAUAAUCAAUGUGAAUGAGCUUAAUCUUGACUUUAGACCUGAAUGGUUCUCCAAGAUGAAAUACGUAGCAGUUUUGCAGCUUGGGAGAUGGGAGAGCUCAGCCAAGCAUCUUAUUCAAGUAGAGGACAGUGAGUUCUUAAAAGGGUUGAAGAAUAUGAGACACCUUCGGUACUUAAGCCUUCGAGGAGUCUCUAGAAUUACGGAGCUUCCUGCUUCAAUUUGCAAACUCAGCAAUCUGAGGAUCCUGAACCUCAAUGGUUGUGUUGAUUUGGAGCAGCUCCCUCAAGGGAUAGGCUCACUCAAGAACCUGACACACUUGGAUAUGUAUGAGUGUUACUUGAUCAGCCACAUGCCUAAGGGACUUGCUUUGCUCUCACAACUCCGAGUGCUUAAAGGGUUUGUGAUUGGUGAGCCAAGGCCUGGAGGCAACUACUGUAAGCUGGCUGAUUUGUCAGGCUUGGAAAAUCUGAGGAAAUUGAGUAUCCAUGUGGAUAAAACGUCUGAUGCUGCAAAAAGAGAGCUCUUUUCUUUGGCAGAGUUCAAAAAGCUCCAAUCUUUAUCUAUAUCAUGGUCAAGACUUUAUGACACUCCCAAAAAGCCUUUAAAUCUCAAGAGGAUUGCAACCAAGAAGUUUACGAGCCGGGUUAAAUCAACAAAACCGCCACCACCACCACCACCAUCUCCAUUGAUGGAUCCAGUUUCUGUUCCUUUGAAGAAACUUAACCUCCAUUACUUCCCUGGUUCUAAGAUGCCUGAUUGGCUGAUGCAGUGGGAUUUGACUACACUAAAGAAGCUCUAUAUCCGGGGUGGAAGCCUCUCAAAUCUGUGUCACGGGAAAGAAGACAAUUGGGCUGUCGAAGUGGUGCGCUUGAAGUUCUUGGAAAAGUUGCAGAUGGAUUGGCGGAAACUGCAAGAAUUGUUUCCAAGCCUGACCUACUUGGAGAUAGACAAGUGUCCUAAACUCAGUUUCAUCCCAUGUGAUGAGAAUGGUGUGUGGAAAAAGGCAGACUGAGUCUCAAUCAUUACCAGAAAAAUUUAUACUUCAAUUUUUGCUGCUGCUAGCUAAUAAAACUCCAUAACCAGAUUAUAUGCUUCUGUCCUUGAGAAGAAGGGUUCUUGAGUUGAGUAUUCAAAGUUCUCACUCUUCACCAUGAUAUGUUUCUUUGUUAUCACUUUGUCAGCAGCAUUGACUGAGUUAUAGCUCAUCCCACAAUGUCUUUUAACUUU
Molecule: messenger RNA, 2532 nt
Organism: Prunus persica (peach)
Lineage: Eukaryota; Viridiplantae; Streptophyta; Magnoliopsida; Rosales; Rosaceae
Product: disease resistance RPP13-like protein 4
Exons: 1
Coding region: 185-2317 (710 amino acids)
Source: RefSeq, a predicted model, not a curated record